CUGAGACUUGUCUGAAGAUUAUUGACUAGAAGCACCUCUUAGAAAGCGAGCUAAUUCGUCUCGGUUGACUUCAGAAACUUUGAUUUUCGUGUUUCAAAUGGUUACACAUUGUUCAUCCAAUUGCUCACCUUUUUAAGAGCAUCAUCACUCUUCCUGUAGUCCAAUUCAGGGUUAUCAGCGGAUAGAGAGGAAGGGUUGUAAAUUGGCUAGCAAAUCUAUCCUGUAGGAAAAAGCCUUGUCAAUAAUGACCAACUGAACAACAAUUCGAAAUGCUCUCCAUACCGCUGAAGGGCAUCGAAUGUGGGACACUUGUUCUCAAGGUUGUUGGUGGAACUAACCAGUUUUCGAGACUUGGGAGAUAUUUAUGUGGUCUGAUGACGAAUCUUCACCUAGAAAAACUAACGUUGCUAGUUUUUUGGGUCACCAAAACAACCUAGUCGAAAAAACGGCUGAGGAUCUUUGUUGCCUUGCUGAUCCUGUUUGGGAAUUAUUGGACCCACUACCAGAUAUCAGAUUGCUGUUUUCCUCAUUCGACAGUCAGUUCUUCGGAAAUUCUCUCGGAUGUGUAGAAGUCAAAUGGAGCUCCCGGAUGACUCUUUGUGCAGGAGUUUGCAAAUUUCACAAACCUUAUGGAAUGUGUUCCAUCAGCCUAAGUGAACCCCUACUAAAAUUUAGACCGCGAAAAGAUCUCGUGGAGACUCUGUUGCAUGAAAUGAUUCAUGCAUUUUUGUUCAUAACAAGGAAGGACAAAGAUCGUGAUGACCAUGGACCAAAUUUCAUAUCGCACAUGCAUCGCAUCAACUCGUUGGCUGGAGUAAAUAUUACUGUUUACCAUGCAUUUCAUGAUGAAGUUGAUACAUAUCGCACUCACUGGUGGCGUUGUACCGGUCCAUGUCGCAACCGUCCACCAUACUUCGGCUAUGUUAAACGUUCUAUGAAUAGAGUACCUGGCCCCAAGGAUACUUGGUGGGGUCAGCAUCAAGCUACAUGUAUAGGUAAAUUUGUAAAAAUCAAGGAACCAGUGAAGAAAGUUCCAUCUAGACGAAAAACUUCAUUUGAAUCCAGUUCAAAAGACCAAUCUACAUCAAGGCAGUUGAAUGUCAAGCUUUUAACUACUCUCUAUUUCCUGGUGAUUAGUUGAACGAGAGGUCUCCACAAAUAAUCAUCAAAUUCCAAACAGCUGGCCGUAUUAUGCCGUGGGCAAAUAGAACCGUAAUUUAUACAAAAAGUAUUCUACUAAUACAUUGUGCGUUUGCUAUAUUUAACAAAUAACCAACCAAAAAUGAGAAAUUGUGGGUUAAUAGUCAGAGGACCCUUCUUUCAGUUGAUGGGUUUUACAUUUUAUCUUUGGUUUGUUUAUUUAGGUUUUUGUAGCUUGGUGGUAUAAAUAAACUUCACACAAAAAUCCGACUGAAAUUUGAGUGGAGGGACCUGUGCUUGUCUACGAAGUACCGUAUAAACAUGGAAAUACUGUUUUGUUUGUUGUCAGACCGUCUCAGGACUCUUAAAAUAAAAAAAGUAUAUAUCGUUCUUCACAGUAUUAUGCUAGAGGAUAACUGAACUACCUAACCUAAUGUUUGACCACCAUGAUAGUGAAUUAAAUAUAUAAAUUAAUCCUCAAAUAAUAACGGCGCAGAGAUCUAGCCAUAAAUUGUAGUACAAACUGUUUCUCAUUAGUUAGUCCAUUUGUUUAUCCUCAAGUGAACCUUCAAAUUCUUGAUUGAUUCCAACAAAUCCAAUGAAUGUAUUUUGUGAUAUCCAUUUUCUCAAGAUUAUGCUAUAUCAGUUUUGUUAUUUUCGUAACAAAUGUCUUAAUAAUACGGAGGGUUAUAGUUGAAUCUAUUGUAACGUGUGGUGUCUGAAAUCUGAUACUGAUACACGGUGUGCUAUGUGCUGACCCUCCCAAGUGACUACUCGAUCGAAAACACAAUAAUGAGCGACAAUGUGCAUUGGACUACUGAAUACUCAUUUAUAUAUAUAACACUCUAUCUUUAAGAAAUCGACCUGUUUUUGUAGGUUUAAUUCGUUUUCUCGUGUUACAAAUUUAACCGAUCUACUGUACUUACGGACAUUCAUCACAUUUCAGGGAAAUAUCUUAUUUCCAAACGUUUACGGAUUGAGUAAACAAUGAUCAGUCAGUCAGUAACAACGUAGAACUUCGUAUGUACGUACAUCAGUUCGAGUUGCCACACCACAUUAGCACAGAGAUGCAGUGGUCGAUUCAAAUCCCGUAGUGGUACAGGUAGCAAGAGUAUAAGCAGUAAUCGGAAGAUUAGGGUUUGGAGAUGUUAUUUAAAUAGUAUAAUCCAGUGAAACAAAUUUGGAAAGAGGAAAAAAGGGACAUGAAGAAUUCAGAAGAUUAGAAUUUGGGAGGACACAAAGAGUGGAUGCACCUGCGCCAUUGCAAACGA
Messenger RNA from Schistosoma bovis, 2411 nucleotides. The record is from the annotation of a GenBank genome assembly. NCBI's taxonomy places the organism in Eukaryota, Metazoa, Platyhelminthes, Trematoda, Strigeidida, Schistosomatidae.